This is a messenger RNA of Schizosaccharomyces osmophilus, 636 nucleotides long. It is a transcript of the gene bag102, whose product is annotated as BAG family molecular chaperone regulator Bag102. The coding region runs from base 1 to 636 and encodes 211 amino acids. The transcript has a single exon. Lineage: Eukaryota; Fungi; Ascomycota; Schizosaccharomycetes; Schizosaccharomycetales; Schizosaccharomycetaceae. The record is from RefSeq and is a predicted model, not a curated record. Gene Ontology annotation, molecular function: protein-folding chaperone binding.
AUGAAUUCGUACCUUUUAGGUUUCCAUUCUUUGGAAAAACGUUAUUGGGUUUCUUUCAUUGUGGUUUCUGUCACGGUUCUACUAGGCAUAGUCAUUCGGAAGAAGACCCAAAAGACUGAAGAAACUAUCGUCGUCAAGUACCAAGAUGAGCGGCUAAGGUUUGUUUUUCGACAACCAAGACUCUCCAAGGUUUCUUACUUAAAUCUUCUUCAGCGGGUUUGCAAAGCCUUUGGGGUUGUUCCUGAAAAGGUAUAUUUGGAGUUUGAUGGAAAAGAGCUUCAAGAUGUCUCUCUUGCCCAACAAUAUAUAAGAGAUGGAUCUGUAUUACAUUUAAAGCCACAUCCUCUUAGUCCUGCCUCACAGCAAAUUGAAGCGUAUAAAGCAGACCUGCAAAAGAACGUUCUUCCCCUUGUGCAGCAAUUUUGCUCCUCUCCUCCCUCUGAUGCGCAAGCGGUUCAAGACGAACAUGUUCGUCUUACAGAGACUUUGCUUGGCAGAAUGAUUCGCCUUGAUGCUAUUGAUGUUCAGGACGAGCCUGAUACACGUUUAAAGCGAAAAGAAACUGUCCGAUGGACACAAGGGUUUUUCCAGGAACUAGAUAUAACGAAAUCUAACUCUCUAAAAGGGUUGAAAUAA